UGGAAAAUAAGUUAGUGAAAGAGAAGGUUAGGUUAGUAGUGGAAGAUAUUUCCCCCCAUUUACUUCCGUGAUCAUGUUUCCUCUUACGUCAUUGAAAGCGAUCGAUAGCACUUCGGCUUUGACUGCCCGUCGCUGGAAGGAUACUUCGUCUUUGACAGCUGCUGGAAUCUGAAGAAAUCGAUUACUGUUUUUUUUUUGUACAGGCGCGAAACAGGACAGUCGCAUGCCGGUUAAGGACCCCCGGCAAUUUUGUGAUUUUAUUGGACGCAGGGGAAAGAAAUUUGGCGUGACAGUUCCAUCUCGGUCCACACUCUAUAUCAGAAGGUGACGGUAAUGCACACUAUAAGGGUGUUUGCAAACCGCCAUUAAACCAAAAAAGAAGACCGAAGAAGAAUGAUGAGUACUGAAACUACUAACAUAGGCACAUUUGAGCUUUUUAUAAAAUGUUAUUUAGAUGUACGACUGCAAAACCUUUUUGAUCAGUUGACAAUUUAAAAGUGGACGAUGCUAAUUUAAAACGUUUUAUAUGCUUUAAUAUUAGGCAAAAAGAGGAGUACAAUGCCAAAAUCGGAGCAUAAAUUAUAAACUGUAAAACAUAACUGUAUCUAUGGAGACAAUCCACCAUCAAUUCAACAUUAAAGUGUUUUCUCUUUUUGUAGUUUUGUAACCUUUUGUGCAGUGGACGUCACCAAGUCACGUGAAUUUAAAGAGCCUUGUGAUUGGUGAAACUGCCGCGACUCUCUUAAAGAGACAGUACAAGCUUCGCUCCUAUUGGUCCUCGGCGUUCCGCGCCAAACUUCCAAUAAAAAGACGAGCGGCAAACAAAAGCCGCUUCACUCUGUGCUCGUCCCGUGUCUGCGCUGUCGUUUAGAACAUCUGCUUUCUUUUACAACAAAUUCGUUUAAUAUCAAUCAGUGUUUUUAAUUGUCGAAAUGCAGUCUGCUCGCUCGCCUCUUUCCGUCCGCAACGAGAACAAGCUGAGCGCUGACGUCAGCAACAUGUCGCUGGAUAAAGAAAACACGCCUCCGAGCCUGAACACUGCGCGUAUCCUGGCGUCGAAAACCGCGCGCAAAAUAUUCUCUGAGACUCCGAGCCAAGUCGUGAAGAAGAGUGGCGGCAAGGAGGCAGAGCCUCUGCUCAAGGACAACCCCCGCCGCUUCGUCAUCUUCCCCAUCCAGUACCAUGACAUCUGGCGCAUGUACAAGAAGGCAGAGGCAUCUUUCUGGACUGCAGAAGAGGUGGACCUGUCCAAGGACCUGCAGCACUGGGACACUCUGAAGGAAGACGAGAAGUUCUUCAUCUCUCACGUGUUGGCCUUCUUCGCCGCCAGCGACGGCAUCGUCAACGAGAACCUGGUGGAGCGCUUCAUGCAGGAAGUGCAGGUGACGGAGGCGCGCUGUUUCUACGGUUUCCAGAUCGCCAUGGAGAACAUCCACUCUGAGAUGUACAGCCUCCUCAUUGACACCUACAUCAAAGACCCCAAAGAAAGAGAGUACCUCUUCAACGCCAUCGAGACAAUGCCGUGCGUCAAGAAGAAGGCCGACUGGGCAAUCAACUGGAUCGGCAACAAGAACGCCAGCUUUGGUGAGCGCGUGGUGGCCUUUGCCGCAGUGGAAGGGAUCUUCUUCUCCGGGUCCUUCGCCGCUAUUUUCUGGCUAAAGAAACGCGGCCUGAUGCCUGGCCUGACCUUCUCUAACGAGCUCAUCAGCAGAGACGAGGGUCUCCACUGCGACUUUGCUUGUCUGAUGUUCAAGCACCUGCUCAACAAGCCUUCUGUCGACACUGUGACCUCCAUCAUCAGGAACGCUGUAGCGAUCGAACAGGAGUUCCUGACUCAGGCGCUGCCCGUCAAACUCAUCGGGAUGAACUGUGACCUGAUGAAGCGUUACAUCGAGUUCGUCGCCAACAGGCUCAUGAUGGAGCUCGGCUUGGACAAGAUGUAUCGUGUGGAGAACCCCUUCGACUUCAUGGAAAACAUCUCACUGGAGGGAAAGACCAACUUCUUUGAGAAGCGUGUUGGCGAGUAUCAGAGGAUGGGUGUCAUGGCCGCCACCACCGACAACACCUUCACGCUGGAUGCUGACUUCUGACCACGCCCACUUUUCUGCAGCUUAUGUGGCCACGCUCACUUUUCUGCAGCUUACGGACUUGUCCUUUUUUUUUUAUUGUAAUUUGUAAAUAUCUUUUUUAAUAAAAUGUAUUUAUGUUUUA
Entelurus aequoreus (snake pipefish) is the source of this 2211-nucleotide messenger RNA. RefSeq names its product ribonucleoside-diphosphate reductase subunit M2. Gene Ontology annotation, molecular function: ribonucleoside-diphosphate reductase activity, thioredoxin disulfide as acceptor. Lineage: Eukaryota; Metazoa; Chordata; Actinopteri; Syngnathiformes; Syngnathidae. The transcript has 10 exons. The coding region runs from base 933 to 2090 and encodes 385 amino acids. Gene Ontology annotation, biological process: deoxyribonucleotide biosynthetic process. Gene Ontology annotation, cellular component: cytosol. The record is from RefSeq and is a predicted model, not a curated record.